Homalodisca vitripennis (glassy-winged sharpshooter) is the source of this 1024-nucleotide messenger RNA. RefSeq names its product gephyrin-like. NCBI's taxonomy places the organism in Eukaryota, Metazoa, Arthropoda, Insecta, Hemiptera, Cicadellidae. The record is from RefSeq and is a predicted model, not a curated record. Bases 47 to 622 code for a protein of 191 amino acids. The transcript has 4 exons. Gene Ontology annotation, cellular component: postsynaptic membrane; cytosol; dendrite. Gene Ontology annotation, biological process: postsynaptic neurotransmitter receptor diffusion trapping; Mo-molybdopterin cofactor biosynthetic process; glycine receptor clustering. Gene Ontology annotation, molecular function: molybdopterin molybdotransferase activity.
GUUCACCCCAUUUAUAAAGUACCAGUUAGUACCAUUGAAAUUUGUCAUGUCCAGACCAAAUGAGACGUUGGCUAAGCUGCAGGAAGGUAUAAGAUGUGCUGAUGUGAUCGUCACUACAGGCAGUGUAUCAAUGGGAGAACGUGAUCUACUCAAACAAGUCCUCAAAGAAGACUUCAACGCAGACAUACAUUUUGGCAGAGUAAAUCUGAAACCUGGUAAACCCACAACAUUUGCAUCGUGUGAGGGGCCAGACAAACGUUCCAUUCUGUUCUUCUGUCUGCCGGGCAAUCCAGUGUCAGCAAGCGUCACCUGUCACCUGUACGUUUUACCCACACUCAAGCGACUCAGUGGUCAGAUACUGCCAGAGGGCCAGAUUGUCAAAGCUCAGAUUCAAAGUGAGCUGAAGUUGGAUCCUAGAGUUGAGUUCAAGAGGGGAAUUUACCAAGCAGCCAGCAUGGAAACUCCAGCCUCUGUGCACAUUGUUGGUGGCCACAUGCUGAGCAGCAACCUGCUGAGUGUCAGCACUGCCAACUGCUUGGUGCAGCUGCCCAGUAGGACAGAGGAGAGAUCCAUUCUGUACAAGAACAGCUGGGUGGAUUGUUGGCUAACCAAUGAUCUUUAGGGUUUAAUAAUUAUAGUUUUCCUGAAAAUUAUAUAGUUUUAUAGUUCCAUUUGUGUGUGUGUGUGUGUGUAUGGAAACUACUUAUGUCCAGCGGUGCUACGUUAAAGCUAGAUAUUCCUUUAAAAAAAUACUAAACUUUCUAGUGCAUUAGGAACUUGAGUUAACCCUGGAAGUGGCAAAGGGCUUUUUGUUGUCACCUUCUAAUAAAACCUUUGCUAUUGGACAUUAAAUUCAAAUAGGCCAUACUGUAUAUCACAUAAUUUGUGAUGUUUUGCUGUUUAAUUUAAUAUAUAGUUUAAUGACUAAAAAUAUAGUUACAAACUACGAUUUGGCACUUGUGCAUGCCUGCAAUUAUUUAAAAAAAUAAGUUUUUGUAAAAUUAGGAUAUUUUUAUUGUUUUGC